AUGGAUAGCUUCCUCUCGUCGACUUCCGAGGUUCAAAGCGCUCGGGAGCUAGCGGAAGAGUCCAAGUCAGCUCUGGUGGACCUGGCGAUUAUCCUCAAGCGGCGCAUCGAAGUUCUGGAGCAGCAGAUCAAAGACAAGCACCACGAGACAAUUACUUUAAGUGCAGCGAAGGAGAUCAUCCAGCACAAGCUGCAGGACGAGCGCUGUGCUUUCGCCAGCAAGCGAGAGCAGCUCUGGAACGAAAUAGAACGAGUCGAUCUCACCCAAGCUGAAGAUGACAGUCCACCACCGAGAGAGCAGCAGCAAAGUGCGUUCGAUGAGGAGCGCGCACAGUUGCUGGAGCAGGCAAGCGACGCUGCCAGGACCCAACAGGACGUUAGCAUCCGCAACUUAGCACAACGGGAGGGGAUGCUGACGUGUCCGAUAUCUCUGGAAUUGUUCGUGGAUCCAGUGGUGAAGAAAUGUUGCGGAAAGACGUUCUCGUCGGAGGCACUACGCCAAGCGCUGAUGAGAAGCUCGCUGUGUCCGUUCUGUCGUGCACCCACGGUGUCGUUUUAUCCGAACCGUGACGUGGCGACACUGGUGGAGCUCCAUCGCGCGGAGCGUUCAGUUCUCGGACUACCUGAACUCCCUGCACCAAGCAACGACGAAGCAGUAGAGCGUGGGCCGCCUAUAUCCGACGCGACUUGCUCUACCAUAGUCGAAGCUCCACUAGCACCCGUCAAAGUCGACAUCGAGAUCAACGCAGAGGUGGUCAAAGUCGAAGAGCAGAACCGCAGCAACAUAUCCGAUAUGCCCGAGGCACCGCGCAUUGACUACAAGGCGCGAUCACGACAGCCGUGGUUACUACGACUCAACCUCGACUUCGAGCUCGAGUUCCUGGUCAAGCUCCAGAUCGAGCUCGUCAAGCUCCGACUCAAGCUCUGCCUCGAGUUCCGACUCGGGCCCGUACUAAUGAUCUCGCAAGAGGCUAUCAUUUCAAGCUUUUAG
Molecule: messenger RNA, 990 nt
Organism: Phytophthora sojae
Lineage: Eukaryota; Oomycota; Peronosporomycetes; Peronosporales; Peronosporaceae
Exons: 4
Coding region: 1-990 (329 amino acids)
Molecular function (GO): zinc ion binding
Source: RefSeq, a predicted model, not a curated record